Drosophila erecta is the source of this 2044-nucleotide messenger RNA. RefSeq names its product alcohol dehydrogenase-related 31 kDa protein. Gene Ontology annotation, cellular component: cytoplasm. Bases 1190 to 2008 code for a protein of 272 amino acids. The record is from RefSeq and is a predicted model, not a curated record. The transcript is spliced from 6 exons. Lineage: Eukaryota; Metazoa; Arthropoda; Insecta; Diptera; Drosophilidae. Gene Ontology annotation, molecular function: oxidoreductase activity, acting on the CH-OH group of donors, NAD or NADP as acceptor.
AUUAUUGUCUCAGUGCAGUUGUCAGUUGCAGUUCAGCAGACCGGCUAGCGAGUACUUGCAUCUCUUCAAAUUUACCUAAUUGAUCAAAUCGAAAGAGCCUGCUAAAACAACAUGGCAUUCACCUUGACCAACAAGAACGUCAUUUUCGUGGCCGGUCUGGGAGGCAUUGGCCUGGACACCAGCAAGGAGCUGGUCAAGCGUGAUCUGAAGAACCUGGUGAUCCUCGACCGCAUUGAGAACCCGGCCGCCAUUGCCGAGCUGAAGGCAAUCAAUCCAAAGGUGACCGUCACCUUCUAUCCCUAUGAUGUGACCGUGCCCAUUGCCGAGACCAGCAAGCUGCUGAAGACCAUCUUCGCCAAGCUGACGACCGUCGAUGUCCUGAUCAACGGAGCUGGUAUCCUGGACGAUUACCAGAUCGAGCGCACCAUUGCCGUCAACUACACUGGCCUGGUCAACACCACGACGGCCAUUCUGGACUUCUGGGACAAGCGCAAGGGCGGUCCCGGUGGCAUUAUCUGCAACAUUGGAUCCGUGACUGGAUUCAAUGCCAUCUACCAGGUGCCCGUCUACUCUGGCACCAAGGCUGCCGUGGUCAACUUCACCAGCUCCCUGGCGAAACUGGCCCCCAUCACCGGCGUGACCGCUUAUACCGUGAACCCCGGCAUCACCCGCACCACCCUGGUGCACAAGUUCAACUCCUGGCUGGAUGUUGAGCCCCAGGUGGCCGAGAAGCUCCUGGCUCAUCCCACCCAGACCUCGUUGUCCUGCGCCGAGAACUUUGUCAAGGCCAUCGAGCUGAACGAGAACGGUGCCAUCUGGAAACUGGACCUGGGCACCCUGGAGGCCAUCCAAUGGAGCAAGCACUGGGACUCCGGCAUCUAAAGAAGUGAUACACCCAAGAAGCACAUAGCAUUAGUUCAUAGGGUUCUGCGAACCAAGAGAUAUUCACGCAAGGCAAUAAGGCUGAUUCGAAGCACACUCACAUUCUUCCCCUAAUACGAUAAUAAAGCUCUCCAUGAGAAGUAUGGAAAAACUAUAUGAAAAUUGAGAAAUCCGAGUAUUUGAUAAGCCCUCUACUUAAUUAAAAUAGAUAAAUGGGAGUGGCUGGAACGGCAGGAAUGGCGGAGCUAGCCCAGUUCCUCCCGCCAAUCAGUCGUAAAACAGAAGUCGUGGAAAGCGGAUAGAAAGAAUGUUCGAUUUGACGGGCAAGCAUGUCUGCUAUGUGGCGGAUUGCGGAGGAAUCGCACUGGAGACCAGCAAGGUUCUCAUGACCAAGAACAUAGCGAAACUGGCCAUUUUACAGAGUGUGGAAAAUCCUCAAGCCAUCGCACAGCUGCAGUCGAUAAAGCCGAGCACCCAGAUAUUUUUCUGGACCUACGACGUGACCAUGGCAAGGGAAGAAAUGAAAAAGUACUUUGAUGAGGUGAUGGUCCAAAUGGACUACAUCGAUGUCCUGAUCAAUGGAGCCACGUUGUGCGAUGAGAACAACAUCGAUGCCACCAUCAACACAAAUCUAACUGGCAUGAUGAACACUGUGGCCACGGUGUUACCCCAUAUGGACAGAAAAAUGGGAGGAUCUGGUGGGCUUAUUGUGAACGUUACCUCGGUCAUUGGAUUGGACCCCUCGCCGGUUUUCUGCGCCUAUAGUGCAUCCAAGUUCGGUGUGAUUGGCUUUACCAGAAGUCUAGCGGAUCCCCUUUACUAUUCCCAAAACGGGGUGGCUGUCAUGGCGGUUUGUUGUGGUCCCACAAGGGUCUUUGUGGACCGGGAACUAAAAGCCUUUUUGGAAUACGGACAAUCCUUUGCCGACCGCCUGAGACGAGCUCCCUGCCAAUCGACUUCGGUUUGCGGUCAGAAUAUUGUCAAUGCCAUCGAGAGAUCUGAGAAUGGUCAGAUAUGGAUUGCGGAUAAGGGUGGACUGGAGUUGGUCAAGUUGCACUGGUACUGGCACAUGGCCGACCAGUUCUUGCACUAUAUGCAGAGCAAUGAUGAAGACGACCAAGAUUAAAUUCGAAUCAAAUAAAAUAAUGCUCUACGCAAAAAG